CCGACAAUAACAAACCAUUGUUAUGAAGAAAUAUUUUAUAUUUUGAUUUUAAUUCGAAAACUAAAUGAUCCGUAAGGUGGUGGUGGGCGUGUCAGGAGGCGUGGAUAGCGCCGUAACCGCCCACCUGCUAAAGGAGCGUGGCUACAGUGUCCUGGGCGUCUUUAUGCGAAACUGGGACGAGUUCGACGAGGCAGGACGAUGCAGCGGCGAGGCGGACCUGAAGGAUGCCGAGUGGGCGUGCCGGCGACUGGGCGUGGAGCUGCGACAAGUCAACUAUGUGCGGGAAUACUGGACGGCGGUGUUCAGCCAGUUCCUCGAGGACUACCAGCAGGGACUCACCCCGAAUCCGGAUAUCUUGUGCAACCGGCACAUCAAGUUUGACCUGUUCCACAGGCAUUGCCUGGAGAGUCUCAACUAUGAUGCGGUGGCCACAGGGCACUAUGCCCGCAACAGUUUGGGAAAUUUCCUGGAAAAGGCCAGGGGUGGCGAGGAAGACGCCCGCCUCCUAAUACCCGCCGACACGUUCAAGGAUCAAACGUUCUUCCUGGCCGGCAUUGCCCGGAAGUCGCUGCAGCGCACCAUGUUCCCCCUGGGGGAUCUGCAGAAGGCGCAGGUGAAGCAGCUGGCCGCCAAGAUCGGCCUCCAGCGGCUGGCCAGCAAACGGGAGAGCACAGGGAUCUGUUUCGUCGGCAAGAGGAACUUCAAGGACUUUAUUCGAGAGUACAUCAGCUCCAAGAAGGGACACUUUGUGGACGUGGAUAGUGGCGCUAUUGUGGGCCAACACGAGGGUAUUCAUCAGUGGACUGUGGGCCAGCGAUGUCGCCUGAGUUCCUUCCUUCAACCCUAUUUUGUGGCCCGCAAGGAGGCCACCAGCAACACCAUCUAUGUGGCGGCAGGACACGAUCAUCCCUCGGUGCUCAGUACACGGAUGCACCUAGAUCCUCCCAACUGGCUGUGUGCCGAGUCCCAAAGAAGGUGCCUUUCUGAGGGCUUCCUGAGGUGUCGGUUUCGCUUCCAGCACACCAAGCCCCUGGUGGACUGUUCUCUGAGGAUUUCCGACGAGAAUCAGUUCCAAGUGGUGCUAGAUGCCCCUCUGAGAGCCAUCACACCGGGCCAGUAUGCUGUCUUCUAUGAUGACACGGCCUGUCUGGGCUCCGCGCGAAUCCUGCGAGCGGAUCCUCUCCAAAUAGUGGAAGGAAAGCUGAAAGAAGUGGGGAGUUCCUACAGCUGAUGGUGGCUAGUAGGAUGUGGGUGGCUGUUCUUGUAAAUAAAUGAAAGGAUAACCUUUAAUU
Drosophila bipectinata is the source of this 1292-nucleotide messenger RNA. RefSeq names its product mitochondrial tRNA-specific 2-thiouridylase 1. The record is from RefSeq and is a predicted model, not a curated record. Gene Ontology annotation, biological process: tRNA wobble position uridine thiolation. Lineage: Eukaryota; Metazoa; Arthropoda; Insecta; Diptera; Drosophilidae. Gene Ontology annotation, molecular function: sulfurtransferase activity. Gene Ontology annotation, cellular component: mitochondrion.